This is a messenger RNA of Aspergillus eucalypticola CBS 122712, 738 nucleotides long. RefSeq lists its product as uncharacterized. The record is from RefSeq and is a predicted model, not a curated record. Lineage: Eukaryota; Fungi; Ascomycota; Eurotiomycetes; Eurotiales; Aspergillaceae. Bases 1 to 738 code for a protein of 245 amino acids. The transcript has 4 exons.
AUGAUGGACUCCGAAGUCAGCUGUACUGGUCCUCUUGAGCUACCCCUUCCAUCUCACCUCUCUCUGCUUCAUCAUACCUCAUCUCCAAGCUCACUCUUAAGGCUUCUUCCUCCUCUGGCUCUUUGCUUCCUCUUAUUCUACCUGCUCUCUUCUGGCUUACUUGCAUCUGCUUUCAUCAAUCUUACUUUAUCAUCUUACUCACGCGUCUCUCCGGACAAUUUAGCUCGUGUUUACUUACUUCGUGCCCUGCUUGAGUAUUCUUCCUACCCAACGCGGACUCCCUCUUCCAGAGACUCUCACACAACCAAGACCGACGACCUGAUUUCAAAAUCAGCGGGCGAUGACCUGGCUGUAUCUGUAGACUUCCCAGCUGGUGUGAACAACGUCGAGAUGGAUGACGUCGGUGAGCAGUCUGAGAUGCUGGAUUCAUCUGCUGGCGCGGAAACCGGACUGUGGGUCAAUGAUACUGGCCUUGAGCAAGACACCGAGAUUGUGGAUAAUGAGAGUUCUCACAACGAGGACGAGGAGGAAGAGCUGGAGGACUCCUACGUUCCAAUUUCCUGGCGUGAGGAUGACACGGUCCCUCAGCCGGAUACGCCCCCCUUUGCAGGCUUCUGUAAGGUGGUCCUCGCCGUAGAGCGAGCCUCCCAGCCGGAAUCCAGUUCGACGACCCCGCCGUAUGAGCUCCUGGGUGAUACUCAGGACUACGGUCAUCCUCAUGUCCUUGAGGCCGAGUAA